GUGUUGUGCGGCGCACAGGCCGGCGCAACCUCGUUGUGGCGCGGGGCUGGCGGGGGAAGCGCGGCGCCGCCAUAUUGUCGGCAGUCGGUGUUUUCCGCGCCGAAUCGGGCGGUUCGGAGUUAAAGGGGGGGAAAAAGGCAGCAAGCCAGCCGCGCUCGAAGAAAGAAAGAGAGGGAGGGGAGUUUUAAAAAAAAGAACGAGAGGGCUCGAACUCCAUAGGCACACGCACACGAAAAACAAAAAAAAACUCUUCCCCCCUCCUCCCCUCCCUCAAGCAAUUCCUCCCAAAAAGAGAAAGAAAGAAGGAAAAAAUAAAUCGGCGCUGGCAGUGGAAAAAGUGUGAUCUAAGAGAGGCCCCUCCCACUCCAUUGCUUGUCAACACCAAAAGUAAUUGCUUGCCCCCAGCUGUUAAACCGCUCAACAUCUGCUUCUGAUCUGCCUCCGGUCUCCUCCAAUAAGACAUGGCAGGACCUGUGCCAAGCAGGGCCAGAGUUUAUACUGAAGUGAAUACACACAAACCAAGAGAAUACUGGGAUUAUGAAUCUCACGUGGUGGAAUGGGGAAAUCAAGAUGACUACCAGUUAGUUCGUAAAUUAGGUCGAGGGAAAUACAGUGAAGUGUUUGAAGCUAUUAACAUCACAAACAAUGAAAAAGUAGUUGUUAAAAUACUUAAGCCUGUAAAGAAGAAGAAAAUAAAGCGUGAAAUUAAAAUAUUGGAGAAUCUGCGUGGCGGUCCAAAUAUUAUCACUCUCAUAGAUAUCGUCAAAGAUCCAGUGUCACGGACACCUGCUUUGGUUUUUGAACAUGUAAACAACACAGAUUUCAAGCAGCUGUACCAGACCUUAACAGAUUAUGAUAUAAGGUUCUACAUGUAUGAGAUUUUGAAGGCCCUGGAUUAUUGCCAUAGUAUGGGAAUCAUGCACAGAGAUGUUAAACCACACAAUGUUAUGAUCGACCAUGAGCACAGAAAGUUGCGGCUGAUAGAUUGGGGGCUGGCAGAAUUCUACCAUCCUGGCCAGGAGUACAAUGUUCGAGUGGCUUCCAGGUACUUCAAGGGACCCGAACUACUUGUAGAUUAUCAGAUGUACGAUUACAGUCUAGACAUGUGGAGUUUAGGUUGCAUGCUUGCCAGCAUGAUAUUCAGAAAAGAGCCAUUUUUCCACGGGCAUGAUAAUUAUGAUCAGUUGGUCAGAAUAGCCAAAGUGCUAGGCACGGAAGACCUAUAUGACUACAUUGACAAGUACAACAUUGAGCUGGAUCCUCGGUUUAAUGAUAUCCUGGGAAGACACUCCCGUAAAAGAUGGGAACGCUUUGUCCACAGUGAAAAUCAGCAUCUUGUCAGUUCAGAAGCACUGGAUUUCUUGGAUAAGCUGCUACGAUACGAUCACCAAACGCGUCUAACAGCACGAGAAGCUAUGGAGCAUCCUUAUUUUUACCCAAUAGUGAAAGACCAAUCCCGAAUGGGCUCCUGUGCUAACAUGCCAACUGGUAGCACUCCAAUCAGCUCAGCCAGUAUGAUGUCAGGGAUAUCUGCAAUGCCAACCUCCUCACCACUGGGACCCCUUGCUGGCUCGCCAGUCAUCUCUGCUACCAACACCCUGGGGACGCCGGUUCCUGCCACUGCUGGAGCCCAGCCUUGAUGUCACCCUCCUGACUACUUGUAACCCUGGCAACAGCCUGGUCACCCCUUUCCACCCCCUCCCUUCCACCUCACUCCUUGGAAGCACAGGGAACCAGCUGGGCUUGUCACGUCUGAGCAGUUGCUUAUGGAUUCUCUUCAGUUCAAUCAUUUUGAAAAGGAAAAAAAUGGCAGAUUUUUACUUGAGAAUUUUUUUUUUUGUGUUUUGUAUGUUACAAACUUAGAGACAGUAUACCUCUUUUAGUCCUACUAGGGCAUAUGUAAUGCCUCUGUCAGAAAUUGUUGCCUACACAAAAGCACUUGUUCAGUGUUACCACAUUUCCCCCCCUAAGGUUUUUGAGCGGACGACGUUACUUCUCUGAGCAUUGUCUGCUGCCGUAAACUUAGCAACUUGGAAAUAAUUUAUUUUGAAAUAAUCAUCUUUUCAUUCAAGUCUUUUUUUUUUUACCAACAAUGGGAAUAAAUGCGAUUUGCAACUUUGCCAUCUAAAAUCCAAGUGGCCUGUAUUGGCUAUGCUAAGAGAGAUUGUCUCUGACCUCCAACCUAUUGGAAUUGGAAAUAUUAAAUACUGGAAGCACAACAUUAAAUGUGUACUGUGCUUUUCAAAGUACUCUGGCAAAACUGCUGUUAUUUAAGAGUAUCUUGAAAGCUAAUUUGUUCCUUCACGUUUUAAUGUUUUUUGCUUGAAAAAAGCAAGCAAGCUUUCCUCUUUUUUGUCCCAAGUACAGCAUACCAUAAAGUUACUUUGGUUAAUGCAACGGUUUUCAGAGUUUGAACCAUGGUGAAUUUAUUUUGAAACUCUUGGACUGAAAGUUUUUAACAGCUCUGAGUAUAUUUCCACACACACGGCAGCACCAGUACCAUUAAUGCCACGUAGACAACCACUUUAUAUGCUCAUUUUCCAUUGUUUCAACUGUUUUGUUCUGGUUGCCUUUUAUUUAAAGCAGUUAAAGGGAAGUGGGGAUGUUGAAUCCUAAAACGAGAGAUUCAGCUUUUUUCGGGAGGGUGGGGAAGGAAAAUUUGUGGGUGUUUUUUUUUGUUUUAAAGAAAAAAUGUUUAGAAGCAAGGCUGCUGCUGGUGAUUAGUGAGAUGGCAGUUGAGUAAAUACUGUGUUUGACUACAUUUUAUUAAACAGGCCCUGGUUACAUAUU
Molecule: messenger RNA, 2790 nt
Organism: Leucoraja erinaceus (little skate)
Lineage: Eukaryota; Metazoa; Chordata; Chondrichthyes; Rajiformes; Rajidae
Product: casein kinase II subunit alpha
Exons: 13
Coding region: 462-1640 (392 amino acids)
Biological process (GO): protein phosphorylation
Cellular component (GO): nucleus; protein kinase CK2 complex; cytosol
Molecular function (GO): protein serine/threonine kinase activity; ATP binding
Source: RefSeq, a predicted model, not a curated record